AUGUUACCGUUUCGUUCCGAGAAAUUAACAUUUCCGCUGUGCCGUACGUGUGUACAAAGACAACAGCGUGAAACGUGUGAUCACGACGAUGAGCAGCGUGCACUAUACGGCACGUGGACAAGUAUUGAAAUUCAGAAAGCUCUACAAUUAGAUUACCGUAUUUUAAUUGUCUAUGAAAUCUAUCAUUAUGAGAAACGUGAAAAAAUAUUCGAUCAAUAUGUGAACACAUUUAUAAAACUUAAGCAAGAAAGUAGCGGGGUACCGAAAAAAUGUCUAGACCAAGACGGUACGCUGGUAAAAGAAAAGUUGCAAGAGUAUAUUGAUGAUUAUCUAAAACAUGAGGGGGUUGUUUUGGAGGCCAAUAAAAUGAGUUAUAAUGCAGGUCAGAGAACGGUUAUGAAGGCUUUAUUGAAUUCUUUGUGGGGUAAAUUGGCCCAAAACGAAGAUGUUACGGUUGUGUCGUUUUUAGAAUGCAUGGACGAUUUGUUAGAAUUAGUAAACGACCGCACUGUAGAAGUGACCUCUUUAGAUUUUAUUAGCGAUAAUAUCGCAAGAACAACUCAUAGAAAAACAGCCAGUCUAACACCACUACCCAACCGUAAUGCAAUUAUUGCGUCGUUCGUCACAGCGUAUUCCCAUUUGGAAUUAUUAGAGUAUUUGCUUAAAUUAGGCUCGAAUGUUUUGUAUUAUGAUACGGAUUCGGUAAUUUUUAUCGAGGAUCGUGCAAAGGGUAAAUAUUUAGAAACUGGCGAAUAUUUGGGGCAAAUGACCGACGAGUUAAUUGAAAAGAAAACAAGUGCAAAAUGGAUUGAACAAUUUUGUUCGGCAGGGCCAAAAUCCUAUUCGUAUCGUACGAAUGUCUAUACGCGUUACAAUGAUGACGGUAGCGAAAGUAAGCAACAAGAUGAAAUUGUGCAUGUCAAGGGUUUUUCAUUAAAAGGGGCCGCAAAAAAACUGUUAACAUUCGAUAGCAUUCGAGAGUGUGUGGAAGACCCUUCCACAGAAAUUGAGAUUACCUAUCGGGAAUUUGUGCGUGAAAAUACUCAGAGUAUUUCGGUGCAACAAAAUGUGAAAAAAUUUAAAUUUACCUUUGAUAAGCGUGUUGUGCAUGAAGAUUUUACAACUACACCUUUUAGUUAUCGAUGA
Paramuricea clavata is the source of this 1146-nucleotide messenger RNA. The record is from the annotation of a GenBank genome assembly. NCBI's taxonomy places the organism in Eukaryota, Metazoa, Cnidaria, Anthozoa, Malacalcyonacea, Plexauridae.